This is a messenger RNA of Cephus cinctus (wheat stem sawfly), 1598 nucleotides long. Its product is annotated as paired mesoderm homeobox protein 2. Bases 607 to 1323 code for a protein of 238 amino acids. Gene Ontology annotation, biological process: regulation of transcription by RNA polymerase II. The transcript is spliced from 3 exons. Lineage: Eukaryota; Metazoa; Arthropoda; Insecta; Hymenoptera; Cephidae. The record is from RefSeq and is a predicted model, not a curated record. Gene Ontology annotation, molecular function: RNA polymerase II transcription regulatory region sequence-specific DNA binding; DNA-binding transcription factor activity, RNA polymerase II-specific.
GAGGCCAAUGAGCGUCUAAUGAGGGUGGAGCCUCACUCAGAAAUCUCCACCUACUCUUAAAAUGCUCUAUUUCUCGUAUCCAGCGGGAAGACUUAAAGAACAUCUUAACUCCGUAAAGUCAGUUGGCAUCUUGCCUCUCCGCGCACGCAAGACUCACGGCACUAUAAUCCCCUACGACUUAUAAGCGCGCGAGCGGGCUCACUCAUCUGGUACGAUACUAAUUGAAUUAUGAUUUAAAUACUUCAAUUAGUCGUGAAAUAUCUUGGUUGGCUAAUUCAAUUUGGGCAACCCUUGUUCGGGCAGGAUACCGACUUACACUGUUUAUAUACAGACAAAUUGCUUCUUUGCUUUAUAUACUUGCUGGGAUAAUAGCGUUGCUUCGGUGACCGUCGGACUUUACUUGAAUUUCAAAAAAAUCUUCCUCAAUCUCAUUUGUUGGUUGUCGAACAUUGAUAUCGUACAGGAUUUUUUGUGUGAAUGUGAAGACGAAGAAGAACGGACGGUUCCUGGUUUUUAAAAAGAAUAAAUAAUUCAGUUAUUCGUUAUGUAAAUUUUUUAAAUAUCGCACGUAUAAAAUUGCUUUUGCUGCAUACAAUUUAUUUGAAGAUGCUGAAUUCGGAUUCCAUCACAGAACACAGGGCGAAUAAUAGUGUAAUAGUGUCGCAAGUUGCGAACUCUCAUAUUCCUCAGGAUUUUACUGUAUCCAGAUUGCUCUCCACACCAGCGCAUUCCUUAGAAGAUUGCAACGAGAGUUCAUCGGGUAACGGAAGUAGAAGACCCAGAAGGAGCAGGACAACCUUUUCCGCACAACAAUUAGCUGCUCUGGAGAGGGUUUUCGAACGUACCCACUACCCGGAUGCUUUUGUCAGAGAAGAACUGGCUACCAGGGUGUCUUUAUCAGAAGCAAGAGUACAGGUAUGGUUCCAAAAUAGGCGUGCCAAAUUUCGCAGGAACGAAAGGAGCUCGGCUAUAAGCCGUGGAAUAUCCAAUACUAGGGAGAUGGAGGCUACUUUACCCCUGAGACCGAUCAGAGUCAGUCAUCCUCAUGAGAGUAAUCCUGAGAGUCUGCAACCACCUUCUCAGGUACCUCAGUAUCCGUACAGUGAGUACUGGAGGUCGCCUCAACAUUAUGCAGCCGUUCAGACAACCUCCAGCUGCCAUGGUUUCGUUAAUGGGAACCUGGGGAACAUGGGGAUACCUUCUUAUCAUCAGGCGGAUACCCACCCUGGUCUUGAUGGAACUUCUAUGAAUGGUCUCAAUGCAUUGCGGCUCAGGACACAUCCUUACGGUGCACCAUAUUCUGCAAUGCAUGCUAGUAUGUGACCAUCCUGACAGUCCUGGUUGACAACUUGAGACAUCUUUGACAGCAAGAAAAUGUCAAAAUAUAUUUAAAUUGAUACCAAAGAAAUAUUUUGAUGACUUUAAAAGUAAUUUACUUAAAUGGAUGGCUUUGAAGGAUUAAAGUUGUCGAUGAAACAGCUGUUUAAGAAUAAUGGUGCGAAGUAAUAAGGAGACUGACGCCAUUGUGACGCCGUUAAAGUCCAAUUAUCGGGAUGAUUCGUACACGAGUAUCCAAGACUGGAAUAUUAUUAUCUCGA